GUCUAUCCAACAUUGCUGCCAUGCUCACUUGGUGCAAUGAGCCAAAGAGCUGCCCUGCAUCUGCGACAAAGGGCUGACUGCGCAGAGGACAUCUCAUCCACAUGAAACUAUGGCCGAAUGCAAGGUGCAGAAUCAGAGUGAAAAGUCGCAGCUCACGGCAGUUUUGGUUCGUGGCAUCCCGGGCAGUGGAAAGUCGCUGCUGUGUCAGACCUUGGUAAAUCUGUUGGGCGGUCAGCAUCUGAGUCAGGAUGAGGUCGAGGCGAAGUAUGCUGGACAACAAAACGUCACCCCUUUCCAGAUUUUUCUGCAAUUGGUUGAAUCCACGGCAUCCCGGCCGAGUGUCACAUAUCUCUUUGUUGAUUCCAAGCUAUCCAGCAAAAGCUCCAGGGAAGGAAUUUCAGCGGCAGUUGCAUGUGGUUUUGCACAGAGGAAUAUCAGGAGUUUGAACGGGUUGAACGGGGGAGACGCGGAGGAAACUCCCAACCUGAAAGUGGUUCUGCUGAGUUUGGCACGAGCUGAAACUGGAGAUGAAAUUCAACUCUGUGCAGCUCGGAUUUUACAGCGAUCCUUGAAACAUGUAGCCCUGAUACCGCAUGCUGCUCAAGAGAGGGUGAUCUUGGAUGCGAUAUGCAAAGAUGAGGAACCCAUCAGACCUGAAGAAGCUGACGCUUUUGAUGUUUGCAAAACUGUUGACAUGUCACUUCCAGCAAGUUUGGUUGUGAGUAGUGCCUUGGAGGUGUUGCCAUGCAUCAGCGUCUACAUGCCUGAGCAGAUAUCUUCCGCCAUACAAGUGGCACAAAAAGUGGAAAAGGAUCUGAGUUUGAGAUGGACGACUUUGUAUUGGAAGGUAGAAAUACUACAGCAGCACGUUUCCGUUCUGUUAAGCGACCUUGCUCCAUGGCUCAAUGAAACGUGCAAUGCCAUCGAGGCUCAGCACACGGUGAAAGCACAGCAAUUGGAAGAUCUUCAUGUUACCGUUUUGUGGACGGGUUUUGAUGCAGAUUCUGAGCAGAAGCUUCUUGAAUUCGAAGGUCAAGAAGUGGGAAUUGCUGUGACAUCAAUUUGCUGUGAUGUUGAGCUGGGUCUUGUUGCAGUCAGAGUGUCCCUAGAUCACAUUCAGUCCUUGUGUGAAAGCCCUGAUCCGCACAUCACAGUCGCAAAGCUGCCGGGUGUUGCAGCAAAGCAAUCCAAUGGUGUGUUGCUUCGACACAGAAGGGGUGAUACAUCUGUGCUUCAUUAUGAGUUUGCUCCUCUUCGGGUGAAAGGUAUUGUGCAGCGUCAGCUUUCAGUUGAGUCCAUGGCUGCUGGUACGGCAGCACUUGCAUCAACCUUGCCACAGGGCAAUCCACUUUGUGAGCUGGGCCUUGCGGCGUCUCGAAAGUCUUUCGACAUUUUGGCCACCGAAGGACCGUCCUUUGCAUCUGACUUUAUGCUCAGCCUGCUCAGCUCACCCACAUGUCGUGUGUCACAGCCGCUGCAGCAUUGCCGAUGGCCUCCGAAAUUGCCGGGCAAGGUAUGGCUCACCAUCCACGAAUUUCCUGUGACACAAAGUCGGUUGAUGCUGGAGUUGAUGGAAAAAGCUGAAAACAAUCAGAUCUUCUCAUCCUUGGAGGUGGCUGUGAGUUACAUGUAUGUUGCUGAGAAUCUACUGCAGAAAACCUAUCCGAAGUUGCUUGGUGAUUUGGAGCAGCGUUGCAGUGGCCGAUGUUUGGAAUCUUUGCAGCAUGCAUAUCGGUGCCUUAAUCAUUGGCGUCCACAAGACUCCGGGAAGUCUCCCAGCUUUUGCCUCCGAUGCACUGGAGCUGGUGGACACAGCGAGAAACUUGAGCAGGGCCUUGUUGCAGUGAUUGGCAAAACUGGAUGGACACAUUCCCCUGGAGCUCCUUUGACCAUCAACGUCGAGUUCAAGGAAGACUGGAUUUUGCUGAGCCUUGCUGCACCCAAAACUCAUGCUGCGUCACCGGUCGUUGAAAGCCUUGCCCCGGAGAAGGUGGCAACGCCAGAGGUCCCAGCGAUUGCGGUUCCAGCUGGCUCUGCAAUGGAGGGAGGAAUUCUGAAGAUUGACGGUUCCUUUCUUGGAGGAGGGCGAGGACAUAUUUUGCGCAGUGCCAUGACAUAUGCGGCUGUCCUUGGGAUAUCAGUCGGUGUCCAUAACAUUCGCAAAAGCUCUGUUGGUGAGACAGGCCUACAACCGAGAGAUGCAGCAAUUUUGGAAGGUCUGACAAAAUUAGCGGGCGGCAAAAUACAAGGAGGAACUGUGGGGAGUCCAUUUGUGACUUUUCAUUCCAGUGCUUCCAAUUUGGACUGCGAUUCGUUCGUCAUCAACACAGGUUCUGGAGCAUUAACGCACGCAGUACAAGCUGCGCUACCUGUGAUGCUUUCAAGAUCAGCUGCUUUAGGAGGUUCUGAAGUGGAGGUGUGCUUCAGGGGAGCCACAAACCUUUGUCGUUGGAAUGGCGAAGGUGGUUUCGAGAUUUUGCCCCCAAUCGAGUACAUGAAACUUGUUCUGUUCCCAGUGCUGCGGAGACUUUUCGGCAUUACCUUGGCUUUGGACGUGCGUCGGAAGGGAUUUGGCUCCUUGGGAGAAGUCUUUGUUCGUGCAUCUGCAGAUCAAUGGCCACUGCCAUGCUUUGAAAUGCUCGACAGAGGUGAGGCAGCCUCCCUUUCGGGUGUCACGUAUAGUUCUGCUGGGAUCCCCCGAAAUGUUCUCAGCCGAUUUUUGCAGGGACAGCUCCGGAAGAAAGAUGCAGGGGCUGCAAUUGUUUUCAAAGAAGCUCUGCCACCUUUGCCUCAACACUUCACCUGUCAGGGUGAUCUUCCCAAUGACGAUGGUGUUGCUUGCGGCUUGGUGCUUGCCAUCAUCACGACAUCUGGAUGCUGUUUUGGCGGAGAUUCCAUGGGACGGAAAGGUGUUGCAGCUGAAGCAGUGGGGGAAGAAGCGGCCCGGAAGGCUGUGCUGGCCUUCCAGCGAGGUGGUUGUGCAGAUGAGCACUUGGAGGACCAACUCGUCGUGUUCAUGACCAUGGCAGCUGGUACUUCAAGGCUUCGUUUGGGUUCCUGCAGCACCUCUCGAUCUCUGCAUAUGCAGACAGCAUUGUGGCUCGCAGAGCGUUUCGGGGCAACAGUGCGUUUUGUACAAGAUGCUGAUGGUCCAGUUCUGGAAAUUGACGGAAUUGGAGACCGAUUGUCUUAGGUCAUGGGCCCACUCUCGUGUUGGCGCACACCACGUGGUACCAAUGUGGGUCUCCCCAACCAACCUCCUUGCCCCUCAAAACCACUGCUUGCUUCGGCCUGUGUCGCACCUGGACGAAUCAUGCAGUUGAGCCUGCAAAGCAUAUGAUAUCCAAAGGCUCCAACGUUUCCAGAAAAAUCACAAUCAGCGAUGCAAGCUUCAAGGGCAGUGCUACAUAUAUCUGAAACUGGGAUGCCCAGUUGCAAACAUUGAUGUCAGCACUGGGCCUGCAUCGGCUCUGCAGUGUCAAAUUGCUAUGGAAGAGAAGAUGCAUUGGGUUUGCACAUACUGGCAAAGACUUCAAGGACUCCUUGAAGAUUGGUACCUGUAGAUUCCAAAA
Cladocopium goreaui is the source of this 3572-nucleotide messenger RNA. The record is from the annotation of a GenBank genome assembly. NCBI's taxonomy places the organism in Eukaryota, Dinophyceae, Suessiales, Symbiodiniaceae.